UCCGUCUCCCUGGCUUUUGCUGCAAAGAGAGUUUGUGGUGCAGUAGGACGACAAAGUGGAGCUUUUACUUUGCUUUUGUGGGUCGUCAGGGGUGGGAGAGUGAGAGAGUUUGUUGAAGUUCAAGCUUUCAGAAAGCAAAGGAAGAUAAUGGCUUUUGCAGUGAAACUCCCAGCGAAUACUAUCAGCAAUUGGCACACUAAAACAAUCAAACCCAACCAAAGAUGUUGUUCAGUUACCAUCCCACAUUCUUCACUUUCAUCUUUCUCCAACUUCCCCAUUAUGGUAAAUAGUUGUACUGGCAAAAUGGGAAAGGCUGUUAUAAAAGAAGCAGAUUCUACGGGACUUAAUGUUGUUCCUGUAUCAUUUGGCAACGAAGAGGAGUCUGGGAAAACUGUUCAAGUAUGUGGAAAGGAUAUCACUCUGUAUGGUCCUUCUGAAAGAGAAAGCAUCCUUGCAUCUGUGUUUGAUGAACAUCCAAAUCUGAUUGUGGUGGAUUACACCGUGCCUUCUGCAGUGAAUGAUAAUGCAGAGCUGUAUUGCAAAGUUGGAGUGCCCUUUGUGAUGGGAACCACUGGUGGGGACAGGCCCCGAUUGUAUAGGACUGUAGAAGACUCCAAGGUCCAUGCAUUGAUAUCUCCACAAAUGGGAAAACAGGUCGUUGCAUUUCUUGCAACCAUGGAAAUCAUGGCUGAACAAUUUCCUGGUGCUUUCUCUGGGUAUACCCUUCAGGUGAUGGAGUCUCACCAAGCAAGCAAAGUAGACGCAUCUGGAACUGCCAAGGCUGUCAUUGGUUUCUUUGAGAAAUUGGGGGUCUCUUUUGAUAUGGAUCAGAUACAACUGAUCCGGGACCCUAAGCAGCAGAUAGAGUUGGUGGGAGUUCCAGAGGAGCAUUUGUCUGGCCAUGCAUUCCAUAUGUAUCAUCUUACUUCACCUGAUGGAACAGUUUCUUUUGAGUUUCAGCACAAUGUCUGUGGUAGAUCGAUAUAUGCUCAGGGAACUAUUGAUGCUGCGCUUUUUCUUGCUAAGAAGGUUCAUGAAAAAGCUGGAAAAAAGAUAUUCAAUAUGGUUGACGUCCUGCGAGAGGGUAACAUGCGAUGAUAAUUGGCUUUGCCUGCAGGCUGUUGUUUGAACAUUAGCAUUCUAGCGUCUCCACAUAUUUAGGUUGAUUUUUGGUCAACAACUUUUCCCCCUUGUACUAUUUGUUCCUGUUCUACAUCAUUUGUACAUUGGCAUUAGCUAAGUUUGAGAAAUGCUUGAACUAGAAUUUUCUAUGCUGAAUCUUUAUACCCAAAGUUUAGAACUUUGUAGAUCUCUGCUAAGUUAGGUUGUUCACUACCGGUGAUUUGUUAUGCUAUACUUUUCGAGUAAUAUUACAGGCAUAAAAAUUUAGUUUUAUCAAAUUUUGGUUAUCAAGGCAUAUGUAAAGCAUGUAAGUUAGUAAAAAUAAAUUGGAUCCGAUGGAAGCCAAUAAAAUAUUUUGA
This is a messenger RNA of Ziziphus jujuba (common jujube), 1481 nucleotides long. RefSeq names its product 4-hydroxy-tetrahydrodipicolinate reductase 2, chloroplastic-like. Gene Ontology annotation, molecular function: NADPH binding; 4-hydroxy-tetrahydrodipicolinate reductase activity. Gene Ontology annotation, cellular component: chloroplast stroma. The coding region runs from base 148 to 1098 and encodes 316 amino acids. Lineage: Eukaryota; Viridiplantae; Streptophyta; Magnoliopsida; Rosales; Rhamnaceae. The transcript is spliced from 8 exons. The record is from RefSeq and is a predicted model, not a curated record.